AUGGAAGGGUUUGGGGAACAGGGUGCUGCAGGCGACCUGGGCCCGCUGCUGUGUGCAGUGGCAGCCUCAGGUUCUUCUUUUAAUGCUGACUUUAUUGAGACUCUGCCGCUGGCUGUCAAGUGCCGAGUGUAUGCUCUUAAAAAGCUCCAGGCCAAAUCAGCUGGCCUCGAGGCCAAGUACCUCAGAGAAUUUCAUUCCAGCGAGAGGAAGUUUGCCAGGAUCUAUGGCCCUUUAUUGGAGAAGAGACGCCAGAUCAUCAAUGCCCUGUAUGAGCCCACGAAAGAGGAGUGUGAGGACAAGUCCAAGGACAUGGACUUUAACUGUAACGAAGUGGCAGAUGACCCAGAGGUCAAAUUGCAUGGUCUGCAGGACAAUCUAGACUAUGAAGACUUGGAGGAGUAUUGUCAGGAGGACUCCGUGGAUGCACAGGACGUGAAAAAAGAGGAUCCUAAAGGGAUCCCCGAUUUUUGGCUCACUGUUUUGACGAAUAUUCACAAGCUCACUCCUCUGAUUAAGAAGUACGAUGAGCCCAUUCUGAAGUUCUUGCAAGAUGUGAAAGUCAAGUUUUCCAAACCCAAUGAGCUGCUCGCCUUCACGCUAGAAUUUCACUUUGAACCUAAUGACUACCUCACAAAUGAAGUGCUCACCAAAACAUACACACUCAAGUCCAAGCUUGAUUACUCAGACCCCCACCCAUUCAGGGGCUCAGCUGUGGAGCAUUGUGUUGGUUGCAAGAUAGACUGGAAGGAGGCGAACGUCACUGUGCAAAUGGUCCUGAAAAAGGAGAGGCACAGGUUUUGGGGACUGAUGCAUACCACCACUCAGGAAUUUCCUCGAGAGUCCUUCAAUUUCUUCAAUGCUCUUAGGUGGUGCCUGGAUGCUGAGGAAAAUGAGGAAGAUGUUUUCAUCGCUCAUACUUUGUGCACCUUUGUCAUCCCAAGAGCUGUGUUAUAUUUCACAGGAGAAGCCAUUGAAGCGGAGCAAGAGAGGAUGAUCAGGGAAACUAAUAACCCAGUUUCUUCCAGAAACCCUGGAGAGACCUGGGUGGCCGCUGUUCAUGGUGCUAAAGUUUGA
Messenger RNA from Dipodomys spectabilis (banner-tailed kangaroo rat), 1074 nucleotides. Its product is annotated as nucleosome assembly protein 1-like 2. Gene Ontology annotation, molecular function: histone binding; chromatin binding. Gene Ontology annotation, biological process: nucleosome assembly. Lineage: Eukaryota; Metazoa; Chordata; Mammalia; Rodentia; Heteromyidae. Gene Ontology annotation, cellular component: chromatin; nucleus. The record is from RefSeq and is a predicted model, not a curated record.